This is a messenger RNA of Parathielavia appendiculata, 651 nucleotides long. RefSeq lists its product as uncharacterized. Gene Ontology annotation, molecular function: monooxygenase activity; heme binding; iron ion binding. The record is from RefSeq and is a predicted model, not a curated record. The transcript has a single exon. The annotation marks the transcript as partial. Lineage: Eukaryota; Fungi; Ascomycota; Sordariomycetes; Sordariales; Chaetomiaceae.
AUGGCAAUAAACGGCACCUCGGCUGUCCCGACACUCACAGCCCAUGGCCUCGAGAGGAUGACGACAAUGCCCGUUGCAGUCGCAAUAGCUGUCAUCCUCGCCGCUCUGGCUUUCGGCGCUCUCAGCCCGCGUCUUGACCCCCGGGAGCCUCCCCUCGUCAAGCCGGGAAUCCCCUUAGUCGGGCAUAUCAUUGGCCUUAUGCGCCAUCAAGCGCAGUAUCACAUCAACCUGCAGCGCUCAACCCGCAAACCCAUCGCCACGCUGCCCAUGCUCACCGGCAAGAUGUAUGCUGUCUGGGACCCGUACCUCACCGCCGCCGGCCUCCGCAACAAGUCUCUCUCCAGCACGCCACACAUUCUCACCGCAACGCCCGUCCUGUCCCAGACCAGCCAGACCACCACCGCCCUCCUGCACGGCCCCCUGGGCGAGCCGCUCGUCGACAAAAUGAUGCUCAAGGCAAUCCCCGCCAGCCUCAAAGGCCCGCCCAUCCACCGGCUCAACACCACCGCGCUGACCUCCCUCGCCGCCCAACUCACCACCCUCGCUCCCUCCCCAACCACGCCCGCCACCGUCCCCAACGCCUGGCUCUGGCUCCGCCGCCUCCUCACCACAGCAACCACCGCCGCCCUCUACGGCCCGCACGACCCCUUC